AUGGACACCGCUGGUGAUCCCUCACCGGUGCCCACGACCUUGGACCCUGGGAAUGCCUCCGCAGCCUGGCCGCUGGACACCACCCUUGGAAACACAUCUGUGGCCCCAAGCCCAGCAGCGCUGGCCAUCAGCGGCAUCCUGAUCCCGCUGGUCUACCUGGUGGUGUGUGUGGUGGGCCUGCUGGGCAACUCGCUAGUCAUCUAUGUGGUCCUGCGGCACACAGCCAGCCCGUCGGUCACCAGCGUGUACAUCCUCAACCUGGCGCUGGCAGACGAGCUCUUCAUGUUGGGGCUGCCCUUCCUGGCCGCCCAGAACGCUCUGUCCUACUGGCCCUUCGGCUCCCUCAUGUGUCGCCUGGUGAUGGCCGUGGAUGGCAUCAACCAGUUCACCAGCAUCUUCUGUCUCACGGUCAUGAGCGUGGACCGUUACCUGGCCGUGGUGCACCCCACGCGCUCAGCCCGCUGGCGCACGGCCCCGGUGGCCCGCAUGGUCAGCGCAGCCGUCUGGGUGGCCUCGGCUGUGGUGGUGCUGCCUGUGGUGGUCUUCUCGGGAGUGCCCCGGGGCAUGAGCACCUGCCACAUGCAGUGGCCUGAGCCGGCCGCCGCCUGGAGAGCUGCCUUCAUCAUCUACACUGCCGCACUGGGCUUCUUUGGGCCUCUGCUGGUCAUCUGCCUGUGCUACCUGCUCAUCGUGGUGAAGGUGCGCUCGGCCGGGAGGCGGGUGCGGGCUCCCUCGUGCCCGUGGGUGCAGGUGCCCGCGGGCCAGCGGCGGCGGCGCUCAGAGCGCAGGGUCACGCGCAUGGUGGUCGCCGUGGUGGCACUCUUCGUCCUCUGCUGGAUGCCCUUCUACGUGCUCAACAUCGUCAACGUGCUGUGCCCGCUGCCCGAGGAGCCCGCGUUCUUCGGCCUCUACUUCCUGGUGGUGGCGCUGCCCUAUGCCAACAGCUGUGCCAACCCCAUCCUCUACGGCUUCCUCUCCUACCGCUUCAAGCAGGGCUUCCGCAGGGUCCUGCUGCGGCCAUCCCGACGCGUGCGCAGCCAGGAGCCUCCCUCGGGGCCCCCUGAGAAGACAGAGGAAGAGGACGAGGAUGAGGACCCAGAGGAGGGCACCGAGGAGCAGGAGAGGAAGGAGAGGAAGUGGAAGGAGCUGAACGGCGGCGGCGGCGGGCUCAGCGAGAUGGCACAGCCUGGCACCAGCAGGCGGGAGCAAUUGUCCAGUGCCGGGGCAGCCAAGGAGCAGCAGCCCCUCCCCCAGGAGCCCUCUGCUCGGGAGAAGUCUGGCCCCCUUUACGUCAGCUGCCGAUAG
Octodon degus (degu) is the source of this 1305-nucleotide messenger RNA. RefSeq names its product somatostatin receptor 3 (gene Sstr3). Gene Ontology annotation, molecular function: somatostatin receptor activity; neuropeptide binding. Gene Ontology annotation, cellular component: membrane; neuron projection. The transcript has a single exon. The coding region runs from base 1 to 1305 and encodes 434 amino acids. Lineage: Eukaryota; Metazoa; Chordata; Mammalia; Rodentia; Octodontidae. Gene Ontology annotation, biological process: neuropeptide signaling pathway. The record is from RefSeq and is a predicted model, not a curated record.